This is a messenger RNA of Aureobasidium uvarum, 1371 nucleotides long. NCBI's taxonomy places the organism in Eukaryota, Fungi, Ascomycota, Dothideomycetes, Dothideales, Saccotheciaceae. The record is from the annotation of a GenBank genome assembly.
AUGUCAAACUUCAGCUGGCGUCCGCCAUCUGUUCCCUUUGAGGCGCAGACGCGCGAUGGCUCGCCUUUCACUGUCUGGCAUGUCUGCAUGAUCUGCCAACAGCCACGAUCUGCUCGUUAUCACGCCGAGCACCCUGUUGACACAGGUCUCCUCGCAGUCUCGCCGCCCCAGAGCGUCUGUCGUCGCUGUGCGCCCAUAGUUUCUUCUUCGCCGUUGCCUCUUUCGCUUCCAGCACCACAAAUCUCAACACCACAAACCUCAGCAUCCCAGAUUCCACCACCUCAGAUUCCACCACCUCAGACCUCAGCAUCUCCCAGUCCACCACCACCUCAACCAGAACUGCGCAACAUCCCAUUCCGCUACGUCAAGCCUUUUGCACCAGAACUACAACACAUCGAGCCCGCACCUGAACCUGCUCCAUCUGCUCCACCUGUCGAACCUAGCAUCUCAUCAACUCCAACCAUCGAGAUCAUGCCUUCCCCUGGUCCAUCAUACGAUGAGUACCUCGUCGUCAAGAGGGAGAAUACGCGCAGAUGGCCCGACGCUCCAGCCAGAGACAUCUAUCCUCCAUCAGCUCGAAACUAUCCACCACCUUCCAGGGACCAUCCUGCACCUGCAAGAGAUCCUUACUCUGCUCCUCGUCAAAAUCACUCAGAAUCCUUCAUAGAGUACUAUGCGCCUGUUCGAGACAAUCUUGUGCCUUUCAGAGAUUAUCCUGCACCAGUCAGAGACUAUCCCGCACCAUUCCAAGACAUCUCAUCAACAAUCAGAGAUCGUCCACCACCAACCAAGCAGUAUUCGCUUCCUCCCAGAGAACGACCUGCACCUCUUGCCAACGCCAAGCCCAUCAAACGUCGUGUCUCUUUCUCGGGCGAGGAUGAAGUGGCUACUCUUCCGCCAGACUUGCCUUUUGAGCGUGAUGAUCGUUCCAUGCAAGGUCUCUCUCGCAUUCGCUCACGGCCUCCAGAUCUCACUGGUAUGCCGAGUGUCCACGACGACUACGAGUACGAGAAGCACCGCAAUCGCACCUAUAUCGACCCUGCCGAAAGACCUUAUGUUCCAGAGCCCAAAUGGACCNCCCUCAGCGAAUCUCCUGCCCGCGAACUUUCUCUGGUAGAAGAGUCGUACGCUCAUGGUCCCUACAGAGCAGAGAAUUCACCUACACCAAGCAUGCAAGUUCACGUUGACAAGGACGACUUUGUCCUCGAGAAGGGCAGUGAGCCUCGCAAAGCUCCACGACAGUAUGAACCUCAGCCAGCCCCGCAGGACAGUCGUAAGUGGACAAGAUACGUCACGGUUAAGGAAUACAGAGAUGAGAAGGGACCGUUCGUCGAAGUGGAGGAGAAGUUUGUCUUUGACGAUGAGCGUUGA